CAAAGCAUCCGGGCCCCUGUUGGUUUACCACCACCACCCGGUGCGGUUCGGUGAUAGUUGCAAACCUUUCUCCGGUCUACAAAGACCUCAGCUUUCCUACCUCCACUUCUUCUUUCUUCCACAAAGCCCAUUCCUUUUCCUCCCGUUCUUCUCCCCUCCCUUCUUUUUCCACCCACUCGAAUCCUCCCUUCACAUUCUAGUUCUAGCUCCGCACCUUUGCUGCGCGCGCGGAUUUGGUUCAGGGUUUGGAAAUGGCAAUAGACGAUGAAUCGCCGCUCAGAAUCAAUACCACCAGAGGCGGCGCCAUGGGAGGAGGAGGGGAGUGCGACGGGGCGGAGAACCAGCGGUGGCCGCCAUGGCUGAAGCCGCUGCUGGCGACGAGCUUCUUCGGCCAAUGCAAGCUGCACGCGGACUCGCACAAGAGCGAGUGCAACAUGUACUGCCUCGACUGCAUGAACGGCGCGCUCUGCUCGCAGUGCCUCUCCUACCACCGCGACCACCACGCCAUCCAGAUACGGAGGUCCUCCUACCACGACGUGAUCCGGGUGUCGGAGAUACAGAAAGUGCUGGACAUCACCGGCGUGCAGACGUACAUCAUCAACAGCGCGCGCGUCGUGUUCCUCAACGAGCGCCCCCAGCCGAGGCCCGGCAAGGGCGUCACCAACACCUGCGAGGUCUGCGAGCGCAGCCUGCUCGACACCUUCCGCUUCUGCUCCCUCGGCUGCAAGAUCGUCGGCACCUCCGGCGACUACCGCGGCCGGAAGAGGCACGCCGGCGGCGGCAUCAAGAAGACGAAGAAGCUGCACAAGGGCGCGGCGGCGGUGCCGUCGGACUCGGACGACUCCUCCACGACCACAAGCGGCGGGAGCGACAAGAGCAGCGUGGUGCAGAGCUUCACCCCGUCCACGCCUCCGGCGACCGCCAACAGCUACCGCACCGGCAAGCGUCGCAAGGGCGUCCCGCACCGGUCGCCGUUCGGCAGCCUCAUGGUGGAGUUCUAAAGCAGGGCAGAAGCAAUGCCGCCAUGCCGGCCUCGCCCCCGAAACAGUGGUACACUGUAGCAUACACAUAUCCAUAUCUAUCUCUAUAGUUAUAGCAUACAUAGCCAGUGAAAAGGAGGAGCUUAGUAAUAACAGGAUCCCCCAUUGCACCCCUGUGCUUCUGGAUGAGGAGGCCGGUGCAAAUGCAAUGUGGGACAGUUACUUCAUAGUUACAGUUACUGUGCUAGUAACAACGGUUUGGGUUUGGGUUCUCUCUUGUGGAAGAGGAGAGGAGGUAGUAGUUACUCCCUGUCAUAACUACUAAGUUUUGCUGAAACCUUAUAGGUCUUUAUUACUCUUUUAGUUACUCUGUGUUUGAUAUGGUAGAUGUACAUAUAUGUAUAUCACAGAUGGUGGGGGGAAUGGUAGUAGGAGAUGGUGCUCCCGGUGUUCAUAUUCGUGCUUGCCUGUAAUAAAGAUGAGAAUGCUGCUCCUGAUGGCCUUCAAUGUCAGUCAGUAAUUUCCUUC
Messenger RNA from Oryza sativa Japonica Group (Japanese rice), 1508 nucleotides. RefSeq names its product protein RGF1 INDUCIBLE TRANSCRIPTION FACTOR 1. Lineage: Eukaryota; Viridiplantae; Streptophyta; Magnoliopsida; Poales; Poaceae. The record is from RefSeq and is a predicted model, not a curated record.